AUUAAUUUUCAGAACAAACUAUUAAUAUAAAUACUAUUUUAAUAAGCCGUAUCUGAAUAAAAAAAUAUGAAGAUGAUAUCAAGUUUGAUAUUUGUAAUAUUGACGUUCUUCAUAUCAGUCACUUCAGCAUCGUCUCUGAGAAAUGUGUUUCCAGCAGUUGCUCUCCCAGCUGAUGAGUUCUGUCCGUUGAGUUGCAAAGGAUCUUGUUAUUAUCAAAUUAAACGCAUUGUGCCAUAUGAAUGGUCUGGCGCCAAUGACGAAUGUGAAAAACUACAAGAAAAUGGCCAUCUUGCCAAUAUUUACAAUUAUGAAUGUUACACGGAAAUUCGGGCACACCUGGUUCAAGUUCGCAGCAGAGGCGAAAUUUUGAUUGGAAUGAAAUUUUUCAAGGCAGCAAACAAUCCAAGCAACAAAAUCAAUCUCUUCAGGAGUAAAAAACAAAUUACUGUUCCUAAGUGGUACCGACGAAGACCCAACCGAAUUGGACAAACAGAAAUGACUUUGCUCGUCGGUCAAAACACGAAAUUUAGUGGGAUGAGAAACGUCCUCGACGAAUCAAAACACACACAAAUUUUGUGCGAAAUACAAAAGAAAUAGGAAUAAUAUUGAUGCUGUUGUGCAGCCGUGUUGUCGAAAAUAUCAAAUUAACGAGCAUUCUGCAGUUAAUUUAAAUCGACCAUCUCCUGCAUAUCGAAUCUAUUGCAUUGUUCACUUUUUUUUUUGGUUUUAUGUAAAAUAGUACUGUGCCCAACAUAUUUAAUGGCUUGAUUCAUAGGUUAUCCCAGUGCCGUCCGUGUUAAAUAAAAAAUACUUUUGAGAAGUGUUAUUACUUUCGGGAAUAACACAUUCUAUUGAUCUAAAAUAUGAAAGUAUUUUUGACCGCUUUUUAUAAAGCGUUUCACUCAUUUUUUCCAUUAGCUUUGAAGGUAACGAAAUCUGUUUUGUUUCGAUAUGGUUCAAGCAAUAGCACCCCGUAUGAUGCUUUAUUUAUUUCAUUAUCACAGUAAGAUAACUUAUAAUUUAAAAACAUUUUUUUCCUAUGUUAUUCAUCAAGUAAACGAGAGUGACAACAUUGUAUAAAUAUAUAGUUAAAGUUUUGAUUACAUCACUUAACUAACAUGCUUAUUUUUCGGAUAUUUAUUUAUCGUUUUUGAAAAUUAUUGCUGUCACGACUGAAGCAAGUUGUUCCCUGUCAUACAUUUGUGUGUGUAUAUUCAUAUUAUUUAUUGUUAUGUGCAUUAUAAUGUAAUUCAUUUAACACAUGCUAUUUUGCUAUAUGCGAACUAUAUAAUCUUCAAUAAAUUCUAGCCUAGAACUUUUAAAUAAAGAAAUACUAAAUUAAAAAAAAA
Styela clava is the source of this 1349-nucleotide messenger RNA. RefSeq lists its product as uncharacterized. The record is from RefSeq and is a predicted model, not a curated record. Lineage: Eukaryota; Metazoa; Chordata; Ascidiacea; Stolidobranchia; Styelidae.